GGUGACCCUGGUGCGGCACCGCUCCCUGCGGAAGUCGCUGCGGGACCGUGGGCAGCUCUCCCACUUCUGGAAAGCCCACAAGCUCGACAUGGUCCACAGCAUGGAGUAUUUUGGGCAGAUCUCCAUCGGGACCCCCCCCCAGAACUUCACUGUGAUAUUCGACACGGGCUCCUCCAACCUCUGGGUGCCGUCUGUCUACUGCAUCAGCAAAGCCUGCGCUGAGCACACCAGGUUUCAGCCGUCACUGUCCAGCACGUACCAGUUGGUAGGGACCCCCUUCUCCAUCCAGUACGGGACCGGCAGUUUGACGGGGGUCAUCGGAUCUGACCAAGUAGUCGUCGAGGGCCUCACCGUGAGCAACCAGCAGUUUGCAGAGAGCAUCAGCGAGCCGGGAAAAGCCUUUCUGGAUGCAGAGUUUGACGGGAUCCUGGGGCUGGCUUACCCCUCGCUGGCUGUGGAUGGGGUCACCCCUGUCUUCGACAACAUGAUGGCACAAAAUCUGGUGGAUCUGCCCAUGUUCUCCGUCUACAUGAGCGCCAACCCUGACUCCUCCAUAGGAGGAGAGCUGCUCUUUGGUGGCUUUGACCCCUCUCGCUUCACGGGGACCCUGAACUGGGUGCCGGUCACCCAGCAAGGGUACUGGCAGAUCCAGCUGGACAACAUCCAGCUGGGUGGGGCAGUGGCUUUCUGCGGGAACGGCUGCCAGGCCAUCGUGGACACGGGGACGUCGCUCCUCACAGGUCCCACCAAGGAUAUAAAAAAAUUGCAAAAGGGUAUUGGUGCCAUACUUGUGGAUGGAGAGUACGCCGUGGAGUGCAGCAACCUCAACACGAUGCCCGACGUGACCUUCACCAUCAACGGGCUCCCCUACACGCUCAGCGCCCAGGCCUACACCCUCAUGGAGUACAGCGACGGCAUGGCCAUCUGCACCAGCGGCUUCCAGGGCAUGGACAUCCCCCCUCCCGCUGGACCCCUCUGGAUUUUGGGCGACGUUUUCAUCCGACAGUUUUACUCCGUCUUCGACCGUGGAAAUAACAGGGUGGGGUUGGCCCCCGCCAUCCCUUAG
Messenger RNA from Fulmarus glacialis (Northern fulmar), 1066 nucleotides. It is a transcript of the gene CTSE, whose product is annotated as cathepsin E. The record is from RefSeq and is a predicted model, not a curated record. Gene Ontology annotation, cellular component: endosome. Lineage: Eukaryota; Metazoa; Chordata; Aves; Procellariiformes; Procellariidae. Gene Ontology annotation, molecular function: aspartic-type endopeptidase activity. The transcript has 9 exons. The annotation marks the transcript as partial. Gene Ontology annotation, biological process: proteolysis.